This is a messenger RNA of Nematolebias whitei (Rio pearlfish), 669 nucleotides long. Its product is annotated as canalicular multispecific organic anion transporter 1. Gene Ontology annotation, biological process: transmembrane transport. Gene Ontology annotation, molecular function: ATP binding; ATP hydrolysis activity; ATPase-coupled transmembrane transporter activity. Gene Ontology annotation, cellular component: apical plasma membrane. The coding region runs from base 1 to 669 and encodes 222 amino acids. NCBI's taxonomy places the organism in Eukaryota, Metazoa, Chordata, Actinopteri, Cyprinodontiformes, Rivulidae. The transcript is spliced from 5 exons. The record is from RefSeq and is a predicted model, not a curated record.
AUGGUAACUUCAUUCUGGAUUGGUAUAGUAGGUCGCACAGGAGCUGGGAAAUCAAGCCUGACAAACUGCUUGUUUCGAAUCAUUGAAGCAGCUGAAGGAUGUAUACUCAUCGACGAUAUAGAUAUCUCCCAAAUCGGACUGCAUGACCUAAGAAACAGGAUCACGAUCAUACCUCAGGAUCCAGUUUUGUUUUCGGGGACGCUGAGGAUGAACUUGGAUCCAUUUGACAAAUUCAGUGAUGAGGAGAUCUGGAGGGUGCUCGAGCUCUCGCAUCUGAAGAACUAUGUAGCAGGGUUGCAUGAAGGAUUACAGCAUGAAGUUGCAGAGGGGGGAGAGAACCUCAGUGUUGGGCAGAGGCAGCUGCUGUGUCUGGCUCGAGCCCUGCUCAGAAAGUCUCGCAUCCUGAUCCUGGAUGAGGCCACAGCAGCCGUAGACCUGGAGACGGACAACUUGAUUCAGAAUACGAUUCGUAAAGAGUUCUCGCACUGCACUGUCCUCACCAUCGCCCACCGCUUACACAGCAUCAUGGACAGCUCCAGGGUGAUGGUUCUUGAUGCGGGAAAAAUUGUGGAGUUUGAUUCUCCAAGCAGUCUGCUGGAAAAGCAAGGCAUUUUUUACGCCAUGGCAAAGGAUGCUGGGAUAAAACAAGAAACUGUGACGUCGCUUUAA